Aureobasidium musti is the source of this 390-nucleotide messenger RNA. NCBI's taxonomy places the organism in Eukaryota, Fungi, Ascomycota, Dothideomycetes, Dothideales, Saccotheciaceae. The record is from the annotation of a GenBank genome assembly.
AUGUUGUGUCCAUUCACGUCCUUCAUUGUGCUCUUCCGAAAUGUCAUCACCGAUCUAAACAUUGACGACCUAAAACUCCUGGAAGAUUUCGUGGCGUCAAUUGAAUGGCUCAACGACAAAACCCACCCCGAACCACUUCAGCGUUUUCAGCAACUCUGCUAUGCCUUCUACACUCUUGCUAAACACUUUGUGGCCGCUCGAUUGCGUGCAGACAAUGUACACCAAACUACCGCCAGUGCAAAUCAGAUGCAUCUGAUGAACAUCUUGCACCAGACAACUAGCUUCGAUCAACCGAUGAAUGCUUUGGCGUUCCCUGAAGACUUCCAGACUUGGAUGGAUACCAAUAUGGACUUUAUGAACGACAAUUGGUUGGCUUUUGGAACGCUCUGA